Molecule: messenger RNA, 1689 nt
Organism: Papaver somniferum (opium poppy)
Lineage: Eukaryota; Viridiplantae; Streptophyta; Magnoliopsida; Ranunculales; Papaveraceae
Product: thermospermine synthase ACAULIS5-like
Exons: 10
Coding region: 288-1442 (384 amino acids)
Biological process (GO): polyamine biosynthetic process
Molecular function (GO): thermospermine synthase activity
Source: RefSeq, a predicted model, not a curated record
CCAUCCAACUAAUGAGAGUUAUUGCUUUUUGCCACUCUUACAAUGCAUUUAUGAUAAUAUCUUGUAUUGAUUGAGUUUAUCCCUUUUUCUCUUGAUUCCAUCGCUAAAGAUUUAAACCCUAUCUAUCUUUAUUCUAUAUAAACCCUCAUUCACCCCUCUCCAUUACCACCACCUCACAGUUCUGCUCCUCUUAGUUUUUACAUCAUACUUAGCUACUGUUUCUUGUUUUUGUGUGGUGUUCUUGUUUUUAUCAAUCACUCUCUAGUGUUAAGAUUUGUUUGUCAAGAAUGGGUAGUGGAGGAGCGGUAGAGAUUUUGAGUUCAAAUAAUGAUCAUGUUCAUGUUGUUAAUGCUGUUCCAUAUCCUCAGUGUGUCAUUAGAAAUGAUAUUAAUCAAAAUUUGAUUAGUAAAAUGAAUAAUAGUAAUCAAGAGAUUAUUUUGAAAAAUAAUAAUUUUAAUACUAAGAUUGAGAUGAAUAGUAAUGGAGAUUGUGAUAUUGAUGAUGCUGAUGAUAAGGAAUGUAGCUGGUAUGAAGAAGAGAUUGAUGAUUAUCUUAAAUGGUCUUUUGCUCUUAACAGUACUUUGCACAAAGGAACCAGUAAGUAUCAAGACAUAGCACUCUUGGAUACUAAACAUUUUGGAAAGAUUUUGGUGAUUGACGGGAAGAUGCAAAGUGCUGAGAAUGAUGAAUUUAUCUACCAUGAGUGCUUGAUCCACCCUCCUCUCCUUCACCACCCCAAUCCAAAAACAGUGUUCAUCAUGGGAGGAGGAGAAGGUUCAGCUGCCAGAGAAAUCUUGAAGCACAGAAGUAUCGACAAAGUUGUCAUGUGUGAUAUUGACCAAGAGGUGGUUGAUUUUUGCCGCAAGCAUCUGACUAUGAACUGGGAUGCAUUUUGCAAUCCAAAGCUUCAUCUUGUUAUUGACGAUGCCAAGGCUGAAUUGGAGAGGAGACAAGAGAAGUUUGAUUUGAUUGUGGGUGAUUUAGCUGAUCCAGUUGAAGGAGGACCUUGUUAUCAACUCUACACAAAAUCUUUCUAUGAACAAAUUCUUAAGCCUAAGCUCAAUCCUAAUGGCAUCUUUGUUACUCAGGCCGGACCGGCUGGUGUUCUGACCCACAAGGAGGUUUUUUCUUCCAUAUACAACACCUUGAGACAUGUUUUUAAGCAUGUGGUGGCAUACACGGCCCAUGUGCCUUCUUUUGCUGAUACUUGGGGUUGGGUUAUGGCCUCCGAUGAACCAUUCGUGCUCGAUGCCAAGCAAAUCGACAGCAGAAUUGAGGAGAGAAUCAAUGGUGAAUUGGAAUAUCUCAAUGGGGCUUCCCUUAUCUCUUGUACCACCAUGAACAAGAGCGUUCACCUUUCGUUGAUGAAUGAAACUCAUGUUUAUACGGAGGAAAGUGCAAGAUUCAUUCAUGGACAUGGGAUGGGUACUUUUAAAGCUUGAUCAAGGUCAUAUGAAGAGGAGUGUACUGCUAGUGUUUUUUUUAUAUGGAGACUAGCGUUUGAAAUGUGGGUGGAAUUGUGGGAAUGGAAACUACAAAUUCUUCUUCUUACUUUUAUUGUGGGGGUGGAUAUAUGUAGAAGAUUUUCAUGUUAACCUUAAAAAUAAAUUUAGAAAAGUUAUAUACUUCUUUAGUGUUAUGACUUCAUCUGGUGUUUAGUUUCACUGUUUAGUUCUCUUUUUCUUUUUU